AUGUCGACUGUUAUGGAUUUUAACAUGAUAAGGUUAGCAGCUUUGACACUAAAGGCUAAAGUAAGUGAUAUCAUUUUUGAUGGUGCUUGGGUUAUUCGUGAAAAAACAAGAGAUUUGAUGAUUCGUUGUAAUGUUGAUGUGGAAAACUUGCCAGUUAUUGCUGGUGGUGAGGAUUAUAAAAUUUGGGAUUUAGAUAGCAAAGGAGUUUUUUCAGUUAAGUCGGCUAAGGCCGCUCUUAAGAUGCCGGCAGAAGUUGUGCCUUGUGCAAAUCUGUUUACUAGACAGGUUGUGCACCCUACCUUGAGUGUGCAAUACUGGAAGAUUUGGGCCAAGCAAUGUUGUGCUAGUGAAGACAAUAUUAUUAAGAAGACAGGUAGGAGCAUGCCUACUAUGUGCCGCUUAUGCAGGAAAAGUUGCGAAACUCUUAGCCACAUCACUUGGCAUUACAGAGUUGCUAGGAGGAUUUGGGCUUGGGUGGCUGGAAUUUUCAAGUUGGAUCCAAAUGAAGACCUGGUGGACUCGUAUAAGGCUGCUAAGGGUAGAAGUAGAAUGAUAAAGGACCUGUGGUUGGUUGCAAAUCUUGCAAUUGUCACGGAGUUAUGGAAGUUAUGUAAUAAGUCUUAUUUUGAUAAUAUGGUUGUUCAAUGGCUGGGCUUUAAAGGGAGAGUUUAUCAGGUUAUUCGUGAUAAUUCAAUUAUAAUGAAAGGCCACAUGCAUAAUACUUUAGAGGAGUUACGCAUUCUGAAUUAUUUCAAAGUGCGGCAUAGAUGA
Molecule: messenger RNA, 771 nt
Organism: Papaver somniferum (opium poppy)
Lineage: Eukaryota; Viridiplantae; Streptophyta; Magnoliopsida; Ranunculales; Papaveraceae
Exons: 2
Coding region: 1-771 (256 amino acids)
Source: RefSeq, a predicted model, not a curated record